AUGCUUGCCGCUGUCGCUUCGCAAGCUCGCUGGAAGCGGAAACCAACAAAUUCUGUUACUAUUCGCCAGAGCUCUAAUGGAUUGUGCGACGGCCACUCGACAAAUGAGUUUGUGGCGCACCCAGAGGUUUGUCGGUCCUUCUAUCUAUGCGGAGAGAAGGGCGAUGCUGUGUUAGCGUUUUGUCCGCCUACAAUGCUCUUUAACCCGGAAAAAAAACUGUGCGAUGCUGCAGAAAAUGUAAGCUGCAAUAACAUGAACGACGGCACCACUAGCACCAACAGCCCACCUUCCUCCUCUGGCAAUGACUUUGAUAAUAUAGUCACAGAUCCGGCAACCUACUGUGCCUCGCUAAUGCCACAGCAAGCUAACGAUCGUAUUGUGUAUAUUGGCAGCUCAAGCAGCUGUAGUAGAUACUAUAUUUGCUACUAUCGACAGGCCAUAAUGCAGGAGUGUAGCGCUGAGUUGCACUGGAAUUCGUUGACAGCCAAGUGCGACUUACCGGAGCGAGCACAAUGUACUUUGGAGCAGACGAUUCGGCCCCCUAGUAGCAAUUCAAAUAUAAAUAGUGAAUUAAUACACUGUCCUACUUAUGGUCAACAUCUGUACCCAUACCUGAAGCGAUCUCAAUUGAAGGAUUAG
Messenger RNA from Drosophila busckii, 639 nucleotides. RefSeq names its product peritrophin-1. Gene Ontology annotation, molecular function: chitin binding. Bases 1 to 639 code for a protein of 212 amino acids. The record is from RefSeq and is a predicted model, not a curated record. NCBI's taxonomy places the organism in Eukaryota, Metazoa, Arthropoda, Insecta, Diptera, Drosophilidae. The transcript has 2 exons. Gene Ontology annotation, cellular component: extracellular region.